AGGUUGGCGAAGUGCGGUGGUUUGGGGCUGGCCGCGGUGGACUGCCACAUCUCAAUUUUGGUCGGCAUGAACACGAGUGCCGCGACGGAAGCUCCUGCGCCAGCUGUGGCGUGGUCAGAGCAGCUCACGUCGGUGGAAGCGAUCACACUCGUGGGGCUCCCCAUUGCGUCGUUCGUGCUGAUCUAUAUCUUGCUUCGCAUCGUGUGGAAGCCACUGGCGUCCAACCCCAAGUACUCGCUCCCGCUCGCGUCGAGCGUCCCGCAUUACGGCGCCACCACUGGCGCCACGACAAGUCAAGGCAGCCCCAUCGAGGAAGGUGAAGUCGCUGGCGACUACGAAGACCACUGGACAAAGACGUUUGACUUUGUCUUUUUGAUCGGGAUGGUGCUGUAUUUGGCCGUUGUGGUCGCGUUGACGUGGGUGUACAGCCCCGAGUACUUCACGACGCCCUUGUUUUGGUGGUCGCAACUCCCCAAGGUCGGGUGCAUGAUGAUCGUGUCGAUGAUCGGUGGCCUCAUCUGCCGCAUGUUUUGCUCCGUUGACAGCAAUGGGUACAUUAUCACAAACAAGAGCUCGGCAUUCAAGGUCAACUACACGCGCAAGCUGCAGCACUUUGCCGCGUACAUGGUGCCGCUGGUGAUGCACACCAACUUCCAUGGCCCGCUCGCGCUCGCGUGGGGCGACUUCUUCACCAUGAUCGGGUUCCUGGUCCUUAUCAAGCCCGUGCGCGAGUCUCUGUCGUUCUUCAUGCUCCAGUUCAACUCGCUGGAUCGCCCGGAGGACCGCCCGCACACGCUCAAGUGGAUCAUUGCCGGCAACAUCGCGCCGGGGUUGUUCAUCCUCAUGUUUUUCAAGUGGCUCUUUGCCGAGAACGGCGACCUGGUCUACAUCAUCGUGUUCAUCACGGGCAUCGGCGACGGCUUGGCCGAGCCCGUCGGCAUCAUGUGGGGCAAGCACAAGUACAAGACGACUGCGUGCUUCUCGACGCGCGCGUACACGCGCAGCUGGGAAGGGUCGACGUGUGUGUUCUUGUCGGGCAUGAUCUUCCCCGCGCUGCAGUACGCCGACUUUGACAGCUUUGCGCAAGUCCUGGUCUCGAUGAUCGUGCUGCCGCCGACGAUGGCGUACGCGGAAGCGAUUGCACCCCACACGAUGGACACUCCCGUCCUCAUGAUCGGAUGCGGCAUCAUUUUGUGGGUCAUCACGACGUUUGUGUAGCUCGGCGUGUUGUGUCUAUCGUAGAAAAUGGACCAAGCCUUCAUCCUGUCCUCCA
Molecule: messenger RNA, 1273 nt
Organism: Aphanomyces invadans
Lineage: Eukaryota; Oomycota; Saprolegniomycetes; Saprolegniales; Verrucalvaceae
Exons: 1
Coding region: 67-1218 (383 amino acids)
Source: RefSeq, a predicted model, not a curated record